AUGGCACACAAGGCGGAAUACAAGCUCUCGACAGAGCAAAUCGAUCAUUACAUGCGGUUUGGAUAUCUGCGCCUGACCGACUGCUUCUCCCGGGAAAAAGCUGCACAAUGGACAGGAGAUGUGUGGACUAGACUGGGCUACUCGCCAACAGACAAGUCGACGUGGGCGUGCGAACGCGUCAACAUGCCACAACACAAAGAAGAGCCGGUGAAGACAUUCGCUCCAAAGGCCUGGGCGGCCAUCUGCGAGCUCCUCGGCGGCGAAGACCGCUGGGAGGGUCGGUGGCCCGAGCCUGCUGAUCUGCCGGGAUGGCAUGCCGAUGGGGAUUUCUUCGUUCACUUCCUGGACUCGCCCGAGCAAGCGUUAUUGGUCAUUCCCAUCUUCAGCGAUAUCCAGGAUCAUGCGGGCGGUACUAUGGUCUGCCCCGACGCGAUCAAAAGGAUGGCACAAUACCUAGUAAGUAUACUACGCCCCUGUUCACCAGGUCUAUAUCUUACCAUUUGCUGCCAGUACGAGCAUCCCGAAGGAGUAUCGCCAUACAUGGUUCCUCGUGGGGGAAAGCCCCCACCCACGAAGCGAGGGUUCUACUCUGAUAUUGUCCACGAGUGUCAUGAAUUUCACGAGAUGACGGGCAAAACUGGUGAUGUGGUUCUUCUGCAUCCGCUGAUGAUUCACUCAGCAUCGAUAAACAGUCUGAGGAUCCCCCGGAUGAUCACCAACCCACCGGUCUCGUUGAAGAAGCCUUUCGAUUUCGACCGCAGAAACCCAAAAAAGUACAGUAUUGUAGAGCAAAAGACACUCCGAGACCUUGGCAAGGAUCGACUACCUGGGUGGAAGGUCAAAGGUAAAAGGAAGUUUGUUGUGCCCGAGAGGGUGAGAAAGCAAGAGCAGAUGAAGAAGCUUGAGCUAGAGAGACUACAGAAGGGUCCUUGA
Molecule: messenger RNA, 933 nt
Organism: Penicillium lagena
Lineage: Eukaryota; Fungi; Ascomycota; Eurotiomycetes; Eurotiales; Aspergillaceae
Exons: 2
Coding region: 1-933 (310 amino acids)
Source: RefSeq, a predicted model, not a curated record